Onychostoma macrolepis is the source of this 5836-nucleotide messenger RNA. It is a transcript of the gene ppp6r2b, whose product is annotated as protein phosphatase 6, regulatory subunit 2b. The record is from RefSeq and is a predicted model, not a curated record. Gene Ontology annotation, cellular component: cytosol; nucleus. The transcript is spliced from 23 exons. Gene Ontology annotation, molecular function: protein phosphatase regulator activity; protein phosphatase binding. Bases 419 to 2983 code for a protein of 854 amino acids. NCBI's taxonomy places the organism in Eukaryota, Metazoa, Chordata, Actinopteri, Cypriniformes, Cyprinidae.
CACAGCAUGCGCGUCCGUGUCUCCUGGUCGGCCAUUUUGACUGGAGAAAUAAUGUCAAAAUCUUUUUCUGCUCACAGUUUAAAGCUCUGAAGGGGCCAGUGCUGAAGCAGGGCUGCAGAAGGAGGGAGGAUAUCGGGGGAUCUAUGGAUGCAGGACGAUGCAUCGCCAAUCAAACAUCACAUUUCCCCUCUGACAGCCUACAGAACGGCUCUGCUCACAGACUGCUGUUUGUCUGACAUCUCCAAGUGUUACUGGUGCCUGUGUUGUAAUGUGAGGCAGCCUUGCGGAUGGAUGGGUUAUAUGACCACUGACCACUGAGUCUAGUAAACCAAUGUGUGUAAACUGGUCUCUGCAUCCCAACUAAGGACACACACCAUCUGACUGAAGACUCUCUCUCUUUCGUCUGUAAGCUGCAGUUAUGUUCUGGAAGUUCGACCUGCACAACUCCUCUCAGAUUGAGAAGCUCUUGGAGAAGGAGGACGUGACCCUACAGGAGCUGCUGGAUGAAGAAGAUGUGCUGCAGGAGUGCAAGGCCCAGAAUCAGCGCCUCCUCCUCUUCCUCACCCGGGACAGCAGCAUGCUGGAGCUCCUCAACCUCAUCACGCACGAGCCCCCUGCUGACCGGGAGGAGAAACUGCGCUACAAGCAUGCUAAUGUAGCAUGUGAGUUGUUGACAUGCGACGUGUCCCUCAUCAACGAUAAAGUUGGUGGAGAUGAGUCUCUGAUGAACACACUCUAUAGUUUCCUAGUGCAGAAGUCGGCGCUGAAUCCUCUACUGGCUUCCUUCUUUAGUAAGGCCUUCGGCAACCUCAUCACCCGCAAGACAGAGCAGGUGAUUGGUUUCCUAAAGAACAAGGAGGAUUUCAUAGGGCAGGUGUUGAAACACUUGGACACGUCGGCCAUGAUGGAUCUGGUGCUGCGUCUCAUUAGCAGCGUGGAGCCAGUCUCUCUCAGACAGGAAGUGCUUACUUGGCUGAAUGAACAGAGGCUGAUCCAGAGACUCAUUGAGCUGAUACACCCUCACAGCGACAGUGAGACGCAGUCAAACGCAUCUCAGACGCUGUGUGACAUCAUCCGUCUGAGCAGAGAUCAGGCCAGUCUGCUGCAGGAGACAUCAGAGACCGACCCUCUGCUCACAACACUAGAGCUACAGCAGAAUGUUGAGGCCCUAUUGAAGAACAUGUUUGAAGGAGAAAAGAGUGACGUGUGCAUUGUCAAUGGAACUCAAGCUUUACUCGCACUGUUGGAAACUCGUAGACCAGGUGUUGAGCAGGUGACUGACCCGUGUUCUCAGGGAUUGGAAAAGUCUUACACUGUAAACAACAGCAUUUUAAUGGGCAUCCAGCCACAUCUAAAGCACUUCCACCACCUUCUGUUAAACCCACCCAAGAAAUGUGUGAUGUUGACCACGAUGGGUGUUCUGGAGGAGCCGUUUGGCAACGCACGACUGCAUGCAUCCAAACUGAUGGCUGCUCUUCUGUACACCAGAGCUCCCAGAAUCCACCUCGAGCUCUGCCAGCUGAACAUGAUCAACCUGCUGCUGGAUUUGUUUUUCAAAUUCUCCUGGAAUAACUUCCUACACAUCCAAGUAGAGCAUUGUGUCUCUGCCAUCCUUAACCAGACGACACCGAACGGGAAAACAAACGACAGUCCAGAUCAGAUUCAGCUGGAAACACAAGACACACAAAACUCAGACAAAUCUGACAUGUACCCACACUGUGACAUGAUAAAGCAUCUGCUGAAGGACUGCAGGCUGGUUCAGAGGAUUUUGGAUGCUUGGGAGGAAAAUGACAAAACACAGGAAGCUGGAGGCAUGAGAAAAGGCUAUAUGGGUCAUCUGACCAGGAUUGCCAACACAGUGGUGCAGAAUGCAGAGAGAGAACAGGAACAGACCCAAAUUGCACAGCUAAUAAAAGAGCUACCAGAGGACUAUAAAGCACGCUGGGAGCAGUUUGUGAAUGAAACGCUAACAGAAACUAACAAGAAGAACACAGCAGACCUGGUGUUCUCAGAUUAUCAGAUCCAGCAGAUGACGGCAAACUUCGUUGAUCAGUUUGGACUGAAUGACGAUGAAUUCGGAGACCAUGACGGCAGCAUCGGCGCCACGUUCGAUCGAAUCACAGAGAUCAAAUUUAACCUGGUGGAUGAGGGGGCGAGCUCUGCCAUUUUUGAGACUCGCACGAAGGAGCGAAUCAGGCCAUUUGAUGAUGCUGAGGAGGAGGAAGAUAUUUGGGAGGAUAAAGAAAUCAACUAUGCAACACAAGUGAAAGCCAGAAGCAGGUUUGGACUGGUGACAAAUGCUCAGAAGAGCGAGGCGGAUGGUGGCUCUCGCAGACGUCUGGGGUCACCUGACAUGGAGUGGUUUCCAGAGACCAAACAAACUCAAGAAAAUACCAAGAACCAGGAAAUGGACAAGCAGUCCAGCGAUCCGCAAAGUCCUGGAUGGAUAGCGAGUUUUGAGGACGACUUCAGCUGUCGGGAUUUUGCGAGUAUCGCGAUGGAUACAGGCUCCAGCGUGUGGGGGAGCUCUACAGCCCAGCUCAGUGAGACGGAGGAGAAGGGAUGGGCGACUUUCACAGACUUUCAGCCCUUCUGCUGUUCAGAUGUAGGACCCAGAUGCAGUUCACCUGUGGACUCAGAAAAUCCAAACAAACCGAGCCAAAAUGAAGAGAUUAAAGGCUCGUCAGCGUGUGUGUGGAGUGUGUGUGGGACGAGGAAGGCUCCGCUGGUGGCGUCCGACAGCAGCUCCAGUGGGUCAGACAGUGAGGAAGAGGAGGACCGAACCAACAUCAUCACAGAGAGCGUCGCCACAGCCAAUGCCAAGGACAAUGUUAAACUCAGUGUAGAUGCAAAAAAUGAGAAGGCAGUCUUCAUCAGUGACACUAAUGCCAGAGCAACAGAUGUCAUAGCAACAGGAAGCAUCACUGGUACUCAGUCGCCCAAGGAGCAGAAGGGCAACUCCAGUAGUAACGGCCCGAUGUAACAGCAUUUCACCCACCGCUCGCCUCCAUCCUCCAUCAAAUGUUAAAGGCUGUGGCUUCCUGUUUUCAAACACGUUUCCUCUCCCUCUGGCAUUUGCCGUUUCCAUUGGUCUGCCGUAUAGUUACGUGGGUCUUUUUGGUUUGAGCAUAAGCGGUACUCUAGUUGAUCUCUGUCUUCCCUAAUGAAGACAUCUUCACUGUUGGGAACACUGACCUUUGAACCAUGUGAGAGCAACCCCACUACAGUCUGUGUGUGUGUGUUUGUUGAGUGUUGUGGAACUAGAAUAUAAUGCACAUCCACGGGUGAAUUCUCACGUAUGCGUAAAUAUGCUUGGUACAUCUACAAGUGUGAUUUAUAGUGUUAUUUUUACGUUUCUGAACCAGUAUUUUCCACUUAGAACAGGCAAGAGAUCAAGUCUGUGUGUAUGAGUGUGUGUGUGUAUGAGUGUGUGUGCUCUGUCUUGAUCGAUCUCUCUGUUUGCUGUAGCCCUUGGGCCCGGUACUGAUUUGAUUUCAGUACUGAUUUGUUUGCACUUUUGUUUCCACAGCACUUAUGUUUCCAGCUCCGCCCGUCAUCCACACAAACAAAAAUAAUUGGGAGCAGGUCUCAAUAUUUCUGUUUUGUUGCAAGCUGUUUUUCUAUAAAAGUAUGGAAGCUUGUUUCCACCACAGAAUAAAAAAAUUAUGUUGAGAUGAAAAAUUGCAAGCUAUAAACUCCGAAUUGCGCCGUUCUGAGGGGAAGAAAUCAAAAUUAUUAUUUUUUUAAUUCUGUGGAAGAAACGAGCUUCAAUAUAAAAGGGAUAGUUCACCUAAAAGUAAAAAUAUACUCAUCAUGUUGUUCCAAACAUGAAUGACUUUCUUCUAAAGAACACAAAAGAAGAUAAUUUAAUAGAAUGUUCAUGCAGCUCUUUUUCAAAGAAUGUAAGCGGAUGGUAAUUUAUACUGUCAAGUUUCAACAAAGACAAAAAUGCAACCAUUAUGACAAAAAAAUGGACUAAAAUAUUGUGGAACAGUGUCUGAAAAAAUUCCCUCCAUCAUGGUAUUUAAAUCUCAUUUGCAUUUAUUUAGGCUUGCUGCAUCUUGAUUGGUCAAAACAAUUUGCUUAACCUUGCGCAUUGUUUUAUAGCUGAUUUGUUCAUUUUCAGCAAAUGACCAUUUCAAUUUCGUUGUUUUCCUCCCACAUCAGAAUUCAGCGCACAAGUCGUAUAUAGACCAACGUCUCUUUUUAUGCUCCAUAAAGUAAAAAGGCAUGUUGAGCGUGAGUAAAUGAUGACAGUUUACAUUUUUGAGUGAACUAUCCCUUGUAACAUGUUUAUGUAAGGCCGUUUGAUUCUUCUUGUGUCUGUGGUUGGUAUCCGAACGAACUCAGGUGAACGUCGUGUGUCAGAGCGAGUCUGUGUGCAAAAGAAGAAGAACCGAGGGCGCGUGUGCCUUGAAAUAUCAGAGAAUGACACAUCAGUGUUAAACACGUGCACAUAUAUCUUUAAUCACAUCUUCCUAUAUCACUGUCAGGUCUUAGUAAGAAUUGUCAAUGUGUAUUCUUUACGAUAUGUACACUUAAUAUUAUAUUUUUAUGACUUAAUUACUAGCAAAACACUAGAACACUGCAGUGUCCAUCUGAAUCUAGAGAGAUAGCAAUAAUAGUAUUUCUUAGGUUGGUUUUCUUUUCUAUUAGUAAUGUAGCUUUGAAAUGUGCACACAGGCACACAAACUGUUGGUGAGAGCGAGUGUGUGUGAAUGUUUGAAGAGGCCCGGUGUGUUUUUAGUUUGUUUUUGCACUUUUGAAAACUUGAUUUUGAUACCAAAUGCAAUGGGGAUGUUAGUGGUGGUACGAUAACGAGAGCCCUCGGUCGGUGUUUGGUCUAUGUGCAUUUUUGAGUUUACAAGUCGUUUGUUGUGUAGGUUAAAAUUGCAGAUGUUUUUGCGAGUGUGUUAGUACAAUGAGACUAAAGAGCGAGACCAGAAAGGAAAUGUCAGUCGAUCAGUACAAGGCUCUGUGCUUGAAUGUAAUUCAUAUUUAUUUAAAUUUUUUUGCCAAAUAUUUUCUUUAAUAUUCCGUCUUUCUCCCAUUAAGGAUAACAGGGUUCUAUUCUCUCCUCACUGAGACUGAAUUCUUUCUCACUUCUCAUCAUUACUUCAUUCAUAUUUGUGGUUCAAUUUAAUUCAGCACUUCAAUACUGCCACUUAGUUGCGGAAUAGCAGUGAGGUCUUUGCUAGAAAUAAAAGGUAAGACACUAACCCCCCUUUAUCUCGUCUUCCGCGUACAUACAGGUCUGUAAUAACCACUUUUUGUGUGUAAUCUGGUCCAGGCAUUUCCCCCCCGAUGUCUAGAUGUUUAGUUGACCUGUCAGACACCGUAGACGGGUUUAACUAGUUUUGCUGCUGUUAAUGAUUUGUCGUUUGCAUUAGCAGAACAUGAACGAGAAGGGAACUGAGUUUUUAUAAGAGAGUCACAAUUUGUGAUUGUAAUUCUCACAUUCUUUGUUAUUUUCAUAUCCCCUAUAGCUGAAUAAAUAGAUGCAUCACAACUUGCAGUGUGAAAUCCAUGUUUCUGUUGUUGGGUUAUUUUCUUUUCAGCUCUUGUAUGUAUUCAUGUACCCAAAAACACAAACGCAUACUGUACGUUAUGAACUGGUACAAUAUUUUGUGUUAUGUUCGGCCUUGAGCAUCUGUCCAUGGUGUGAAACUGGAGCACAGGUCUGUUGUCAUUUAGUCAAAUGCCUUUUUAAUGUAUACUGAUGCUGGUGGUUUCUUUUUACUUUCUUUUUUUGGUAAAAUGCAAUACUGUACCUGUUAUCUGUUGUCAGAGUUGGGCUUUAAAAUCAGAUAUCAAACAAAUAAAUAUUUCAAACGGG